GGUAAACCCACAAAUCUUUUUAGGAAUACUUCGUACUCAACUUGAAAUUGCCGCUCGUCAUUCAAAUUUCCCGACGUUCUUCAUACUUGAGUCUAAUUUCAUACUAAUUAGCGUCUUCCCACCACUGCAAAUCUUCCAUGGACGCCGACAGGUUGAAUUCACCACAUACCUCAGCUGUUCUAUUUGAAGUUCUGGGCUAUCAGCUGCAAUUUUCUCAGGAUCCAAAUUCUAAGCAUUUAGGGACAACAGUGUGGGAUGCGUCAAUGGUAUUGGUUAAGUAUCUGGAAAAAAAUUGCAGGAAAGGGAGGUUUAGUCCAUCGAAACUAAAAGGCAAACGCGUUAUUGAACUUGGGGCAGGUUGUGGAGUUGCAGGGUUUGGCAUGGCAUUGCUUGGAUGUGAUGUUGUUUCCACCGAUCAAGUUGAGGUCUUGCCUCUUCUGAUGCGAAAUGUUGAUCGUAAUACUUCCAGGAUCAUGCAGAUGAACCCUGAUGCAGAUUCGAUUGGAUCCAUUACGGCUGCAGAGCUCAGCUGGGGUAACGAGGAUCAUACAAGGGCACUUGAUCCACCGUUUGAUUACAUUAUUGGCACUGAUGUUGUGUAUGCAGAACAUCUCUUGGAGCCAUUGCUGCAGACAAUGCUUGCAUUAUCGGGACCAAAAACCAUGAUUCUGAUUGGUUAUGAAAUCCGUUCAACAAAUGUUCAUGAACAGAUGCUUCAGUUAUGGAAGACUCAUUUUGAGGUGAAAAUAGUGCCCAAAUUGAAGAUGGAUAUCAAAUACCAGCAUCCAAGCAUACAACUUUACAUGAUGAGGUUAAAGAUCCCAGAAGGAAAUACAAAUCAUGAUCCCAUAAUCGAAAGUGGUACCAAUGAAAAGACUGAAGACGAUACCAUCAGCAGAGUCGAAGGUGAAGCUGAUAAUGUGUUACCAACAGAAUCCCAUCAGGGAAAUCUCAGCGACUGGGAAGCAAGAAGAUACGGAUCCAUGGCUGCUCGGCUUCUUCGAGACAUCAAGAUAACUUGAUACGCUGCUGCUUCAAACACGGUUUUUUCUUUUCAAACUCUACUAAAUCCAAAAGUGUUUCCACAAUGAAUGCUGCAUUUCAGGUUUUACUCUGAUAUGCAAAUAACAGGAUAAAUCUGGAUUUCCCAC
Messenger RNA from Cynara cardunculus var. scolymus (artichoke), 1151 nucleotides. Its product is annotated as protein-lysine methyltransferase METTL21D. NCBI's taxonomy places the organism in Eukaryota, Viridiplantae, Streptophyta, Magnoliopsida, Asterales, Asteraceae. The record is from RefSeq and is a predicted model, not a curated record. The transcript has 10 exons. The coding region runs from base 138 to 1022 and encodes 294 amino acids.